Manduca sexta (tobacco hornworm) is the source of this 1121-nucleotide messenger RNA. RefSeq lists its product as uncharacterized. The annotation marks the transcript as partial. NCBI's taxonomy places the organism in Eukaryota, Metazoa, Arthropoda, Insecta, Lepidoptera, Sphingidae. The transcript has 6 exons. The record is from RefSeq and is a predicted model, not a curated record.
GGCGGUGCGGCGCGGGCAGCCCGUGCGAGCAGCUGUGCCGCGAGCUACACGACGGCACGUACGAGUGCGGCUGCGGGCCCGGCUACGUGCUGCACGUCGACGGCUACGGCUGUCUAGAAUUGAAUUCAACAAAAGCCACUGUAACCUCGUUGGAUGCCGAAGAAGAUAUCUUAUAUCAGAAAGACGUAUCUUUCUCAGCUGAACUAGAAGUAGCGCCGUCCAAUAGAAUUAGUAAACCUAUUCUAAGCUUAAAACAUAUCGAGGAAGAGAAAAGAUUAACAACGUCACCGUCAGUGGACGCGAGACAUAACUAUACGUACACGGGGGAGAGAUCGAAACAGGUUGACGGACUGAAGAGCCUCAUUGAGGAUGGAAUCAGCAAAACUGACAUCAACAUUAUCGCUGACGAGAUCAAAGACGGGCUACUCGAGGCUAGUCAGAAGGUGACUACGAUUGGACCCAGUUUAGAACAAAAGGUGCCCGGUGCAACAGUGUCACCUCCGUGGACGGCGGCGGUGGAAGCAUGCGGGUGCGACUCUUCCUGUGGACCAGAAAGAUGUUCUUGCCACCAUCCUCUUAGCAAAUGCAAAUCAGAUCCGAACAUUUCAACGCCCCGUUUCUCCGGCUCGUCGUGGAUCGCGUUGCAUGCGUUGCGCGGCGCGUACAAGCGUGUGCGCGUACGCGUGCGCGUGCGACCAGAAACGCGCGCGCGGCGUGCUGCUGCUCACCGGCGAGCACGACGACCUCUCCGGCGACUACCUCGCGCUCAUGCUCAGGAAUGGACAUGUCGAACUCAGGUUCGACUGCGGCAGCGGCGCGGGCGUGCUGCGUUCCCCGGAGCCCGUCCGACUCGGCCACUGGAACACAAUCUCUGUGUACCGCCACCGCUGGGACGCCUGGCUGCGACUCAACAACGGAAAACGCGUGCGAGGCAGGUCCAAGGGUCUGUUUUCCCGGAUGACGUUCCGCGAGCCGGUGUGGGUGGGCGGCGCCGGCAACACUACCGGCCUCGUCAGCAAACUCGGCCUCUCCGACGGGCUGCUGGGGUGCGUCGACUUCCUGCGCAUCAACGGUGAUACCUAUCGUCUGCUCAAAGACGCCAUCGCCACGCUUGAAAUUGG